GUUGUAAGAAACUUGUGAACAGAUAGCUAAGUGCUUUGCCGCCCUCGUAUCGUUUUUGUAAAGACUAUAUAGGCAUAAUAUCUUGGUUGCAUCGAUGGGUAGUUAUUCAAUGUAUUUUAAUGUGGUUGUUGGUUCGUCAAGAAGUGCUUGGAUGGGCAACAGCUCAGCCUCUCUCAAGGUGACAGCCCUGGUUCGCCUGCUUCCCCAGCUUCGCCUUCAACCAACCGCUCCUCGACGAGCUUGAGGCGAUCGAAGGCCCAGCUCUUCGAAGAAACGUUUGCGGAGCUGAUGCAAAAGCGCUUGGACAGUGCCAGAAGCCCUGCAGAGCGUCAGUACCAGGCUGACUUGAUGGAGUCCGCCUACAAGGAAGUGAGGAAGACAUUGAGCGAGUCGGACCCCUUCUUUUUUCAGGAAGAGGAUGUGGCGGUGGAUGAGUUGCAACAGUUCCCUGAGAUUCGGGGCCUUGCGCGCUCUCAAUCUGCCAGCUCAGACAGUGGCAAUGAACGAGCUCGCCCUGACUCGGAGGUCUUGACGUCCCGCAUCUCCAGGACGAUCUCUGGAAACUCCUUGGUGAAGUCCAGAUCUUGGGCACAAGCAGGAUCAUUGGGACGAACACCCUCCUGGCAAAUCCGUGCGCACAGCCGUUUUCGCAGCUUGCGACUGCCCAGGGCAGUCCGAGUGGAGGCGAAGCAAAAACCCACGCGGCAAACGGCGGUGCACCCCUUUGGCCGGCGCCGGCUGAUGCCCUUGUUGCUCCCCUGGAAACCAGAGGACCCCCACACCCUCCACUUGGGAGAGUUGGGAGAGGUGAAGGGUCAUGAGGCCCAGCACGUCAUCGCACCAUUCCCAGCGGCUCCCAUGCAGUCGGUACAAGAUCAGCAGAUGAAGAGAGAAGCCCUGGUGAACCAGGAUAGCCGCGCGGCUACCCCGAUUGUGGAGUCUGCACAGGAUUCGGUGGAGACGCAGCGAAGAGCCGUUGAGGAGGUCAUGCUUCCACCCUCCAGUCGACCAUCCAGCCGACCCUGCUCUGCCCAGUCCGUCAAGGCGGCUGGCCAGUACAUGGGCCUCUUGGUGUGCUCGGAGAGACCUGAGACGCUUUUGGAUGAAAGCUCUUCAAGCUCGAAGCUUGGGCAAGUCACCAUCUCCCAGGAGCUCCCCGUCCACGGCCUGCGGCGCUACUUGACGCCGGAGCAGUUCCGUGCCCGUCUGGAGGCAUCUCAAGCAGAGGCGCCAAGCAAAGAAGCGGAGCGGGACUACCAGCAGAUCUUACAGGAGGACUGGACUCCAAUCGACAAAGAGAAGCUGGACGUAAUGUUGCAGGAGGCGCACUUUGAGGAACCGCUUCCACGCGUGGCCAUAGAGAAAGCGGCAGAGGAGCUGCGGAGUAGCCUUUAUGAAGCCCUAGUCGAGGACGCGAACAAGCCCGGGGAAGAGGAGGCCUACUUGGAUGCACCCUUGGAUGAGGCUCUUAUGAGGCCAGCCACUCCCGCCUGGCUGCAGGAGAUUGUGAGGCCGGACACGGCGAAUCAGGAGUUGUGCCCAAGCGAGCCAGAGAAUGAGAUUCCACUCUCAGAGUUCACGGUGAAGGAGUCACCAGAGAGUUGGUUGGAGGGUACACCGAGCCCUUGGGAGAUCAAAGCGCCAAGUGCUGAGCAAGUCCUAUCACAGGUCACACCUGAGAAUCCCUCUGCUCCGUGCAGCAGCCGUGCUUCCACAGGUACUCCACGCGCCUUCGUGGCACAAGGGCAGCGGUGUCGCUCUGCCUCUGCUCAGGAUACAAGCCCUGUCACCUUGCCAGCGAUCCACACUCCCGUCCCUGAGGAGCCCCGCUCAGAGGUGACCCCUAUGUGCAGUGCCGAGCAGAAGCCAAGGUCCCAUGCGGAAGCAUCCAAGCCACAGAGUGCACGUUCAGGGCGCCAAGCUUCUCAUCCUCUGCCACAUCCAGAUCGUGCAGAUCGCCGGGAUUCACAGGCGCUUCCUCUAUGUAGUGCCGAAUUGCAAAGGUGCCGGGUGGAAGGACCCAAGCCUCAGAGUGCACGAGGCACUGGGCGCAAAGCUUCGCCCAGGCCCAUGCCCACUCCAGAUCGGAGAGAGUCUCAGGCCUCUUCUAUGGCGCUGGCUGCCAGCUUUCAACAGCAGCUCCUGACGAAGAUGAAGGGAGGUCGCAAAACACCGGCAAAACAGGACGACAAAAGCCUCCAGGCCUGGUGGAAUGUCUUGGCUGGAGAGCCCAAAGUCCAACGUGUGCUCUCCCAGGGCUUGGCUGCGCAGCUGACCUCGGAAUGUAGUUAUUUGGCCACCAGUGGCAAAAUGCACAUCCCGCAGCGCCGCUUUUAUUCCAAAGGCUGAGAGGCACAGCUGUGUAGGUCCACGUAGGUUUCACCAGGAAGCAGUGUCGCCGACAAGGCAUGCUUCAUGUACGCGUGUGCAUCUCCAGUUGGAGUAUGCCAACGUGAGCCUGGCGAAAUGGCUAGGCAAGACAGCUUGGGCUUUGGAUCAUACGUGCACACCUGGU
Molecule: messenger RNA, 2515 nt
Organism: Durusdinium trenchii
Lineage: Eukaryota; Dinophyceae; Suessiales; Symbiodiniaceae
Source: the annotation of a GenBank genome assembly